UCAAAAACACUUGAGAAAACCAGAGGUCCGGCAGCUUCUUAUCCUCAGUGUGAACCUAGAGCUAUCUGCGUUCACAUGGAUUCCCCACUCUUCUGGCUGCUCGUAGCACUAUCAGUGCCUACGACACCUGGCCAUGCGAACCUACAAAGCACCUUGCAGAUGGGUGCUCUGCUUAAAUGUGGCACAGGGCGAAUAUUCGCCUACAUAGGGUACGGUUGUUACUGUGGACUCGGAGGAGAAGGCUGGCCACGGGACAGCACAGAUUGGUGCUGCUUUAAUCAUGACUGCUGUUAUGGGAAAGCGGAGGCUGUUGGUUGUAGUCCCAUGUCUCACACCUACCACUGGUAUUGCAACAAAGCCAAACAAAUACCAAGAUGUAGUGCUGCUUUAAUCAUGACUGCUGUUAUAGGAAAGCGGAGGCUGUUGGUUGUCGUCCCAAGUCUAAUACCUACCACUGGUAUUGCAGCACAGCCAGUAAAACACCAAGAUGUAAGGCACGCAAUACCAGAUGUCAAAAGAAGAAUUGUGACUGUGAUGUGGAGUUAACAAAUUGCUUAAAGAGGCAGAAAUACCAAAUGAGAUAUGUGUUAUGGCCCAAUUUCCGUUGUGGCAAUACAGUGCCAUGUUGUGAGGCCCCGGUAGAGAAAAAUCGAUGCCUAUUGUGAAUUGUUAAUUAUGUCUGAGCAUGAAACUAGCUUUGAUUUAACUCAGUAUAAGGAGUCAGCAACAAAAGCUUUUCACUGUACCUCGGUACACAUGACAAUCAACGGAAAUAAACCAAAAAAUAUAUAUUGUACAGAAAAAUACGUUCACUUUGCAUCCUGCGAACCAAGGAUCACAGGAAAUUGUAGUCACGACACCCACUAAUGAUCUAAAAAUCAACAUUAAUGAAGAACAAAUUGUCGUCUCCACUGCAAUGCCCCUGCACUCUUUGCAUUUAUUUCCAUAUAUCCAUUGGGGUGCAAGGCGGUGAAUUUUGUCCUGUUGCCAUGAACUACACUUUGAUUAAGAAGUCCAUAAUUUCAUAAAUCAUAGGAGUAGAAUUAGGCCAUUUAACCCAUCAAGUCUACUCUGCCAUUCAGUCAUGGGCGAUCUAUCUUUCCGUCUCAACCCCAUUCUCCUGCCUUCUCCCCAUAAGCCUUGACACCCAUACCAAUCAAGUAUCUGUCAAUUUCCGCCUUGAAAUCACCCAAUGGCUUGGCCUCCACCACCAUCAGUGGCAAUGAAUUCCACAGAUUCACCACCCUCUGAUUAAAGAAAUUCUUCCUCGUCUCCUUUCUAAAGGUACACCCUUGGAUUCUGAGGCUGUGCCCUCUGGUCCGAGACUGCCUCACCAUUGGAGACAUCCUCUCCACGUCCAAACUAUCCAAGCCUAUCACUAUCCGGUCGGUACGUUUCAAUGUAUGAUAGCGGGGCAGUGUAAUACAAGCUGAAGCAAUGAUCUGCAUGAUUCACUCAAGGCCAUUAAGGCCUUUCACACCGAGUGACUUGCACGUCACAAUCAAAACAUUUAAUCAGAACAAAAUUUAACCGGAGAAUGAAUCUUAAAAGAUCAGUCCCUUCUGUUCAGAUUGUAAAAGGAACAUGGAUUUGGAAUGUUGUUUGCUCUGUUCUUUUUUAUAGAUACUUUUUACUUCCUCUUUUGCCAAAGCACUCUCAAGAUUCAAGAGAGUUUAUUGUCGUGUGUCCCAGAUAGGACAAUGAAAUUCUUGCUUUGCUUCAGCACAACAGAAGAAAAAAAAAAGUAGGCAUAAAUAAAUACAGAACAGAACUGAUCA
Molecule: messenger RNA, 1778 nt
Organism: Leucoraja erinaceus (little skate)
Lineage: Eukaryota; Metazoa; Chordata; Chondrichthyes; Rajiformes; Rajidae
Product: phospholipase A2-like
Exons: 5
Coding region: 76-546 (156 amino acids)
Biological process (GO): lipid catabolic process; arachidonate secretion; phospholipid metabolic process
Molecular function (GO): calcium ion binding; phospholipid binding
Source: RefSeq, a predicted model, not a curated record